CCAGCAAUGUCGAUCGCAUUUAAUUUUGGCUUCGUAUACGACACUGAUUGUUGUGGUGCAGGCGAAGUUAUUUUCUUGUCCAAACUGUCGGGAAAAUAGAGUUCUAUUUCUAAUACUUCGGACAAUGGCGUGGAGACUUCUUUGUCCUCCACCUGCAUGAGCAACAGCCAUUAAAUUGUGUACCACGUGAUACGCAUCCUGGCGGCUCUCUAUACAAAUUUCAACACAUGGGCGGCAACUCUCGUAAAAAGAAAAUACGGAGUUGCUGAUUUCAAACUUCUAGACUCGAGACUCUAGACUCAUGGUUUCAUGGUGUGACUACGUACACUUCUACGGCCACAAGUUCCACAUACACGGUCUGAUAAGAUUACAACAGACUCAGGAGGUCUUCUAUUGUCACUAAAAAGAAUAGAGUUGAUGAAGCUGAGAUCUUGAGCUUCAUGGAAAGUUAGUCAACAGUAAGUGUAAAAGUACUUUUACCCAAAAGACAAUAAAUACAAUCAGUAAUUUUUGGAGAGCACAAAGAUAUGUUUGCCAUGAAGAGCGAGAUGGAGGUCCCAUGUACACUCAUAAAGACUGAAACGAAAUAUAUGGGUGAGGCACAAGAAGACUUAAGCAAUAAUGUAAUACCUAAAGCAGAAAGUUCAUUUUGCUCUGAUUAUUAUGAGACAAAAUGUUUACAGAAUGAUUGCAUGGAGCAUGACAGUGUCUUUGCCCGAGAACUCCAUUUUAUAAAAAUUGAUCCAGCUGCACAGACAAACUGGAGGUGUGAGAAUGUUCCGAAAGUGGAGAUGAAUUCUCAAGAUUCCACUUCCUUCAUUAAAAUUGAACAGCAAGACAGUCACAUUGUGAAGAUGGAAUGGCCACGUAUGACUGAGCAUAAUCAUAUAGUAAAGACUGAGAGAUCAUGGCCUGGUCAAGAUGUAAUUUCUCAACUUGAUAGUGAUAAUGAAUUUUAUUGGAACUGCCAAGGCGAUACUUAUGAAGUGAAGACACAGUAUGCAAAAAGACCAGUCACUUCUGAGGUCAAGCAUGAAGCUCCCUCUGGUCAAGGCGUUGGUUCUGCAGUAAAGUCAGAGCAGACAAAAUCACACACUCAGUCCACAAUAAUGGAGCACUUGAAUGCACAGAGUGUACCACAGGAGGUGGAGUGGAAUUGCAGUAAAAAUAAAGAUAUUUUAGCAUGUAUAUCAUCACCUGAACUUCAAGAUAUGGAUGUUGCUGGAUGUAAAAAUACACAGGUGAUGGAUAUUGUGACUGAAAGACCUCAGCAUGAGAGAAAUGUAAAUGUGACAGAAGCAAGCUUUAGUACUGAGUCAGAAAAACAGCACCCUAGUAGUGAUAUUGAAUCUGAGAAGUGCAAAGUUCACAGGGAUGAGAGGCCACACCAGUGCAGUGUAUGUAAAGCUGCAUUUAAAAGAUUACCCGAUUUGAAACGACAUAAGCAGGUUCACAGGGAUGAGAGGCCUCACCAGUGCAGUGUAUGUAAAGCUGCAAAAAGACUAUCUGAUUUGAAAGGACAUAUGCAGGUUCACAGGGAUGAGAGGCCUCACCAGUGCUGUGCAUGUAAAGCUGCAUUUAAACGAUUAUCCGAUUUGAAAGGACAUAUGCAGGUUCACAGGGAUGAGAGGCCUCACCAGUGCAGUAUAUGUAAAGCUGCAUUUAAAAGAUUAUACGAUUUGAAAGGACAUAUGCAGGGUCACAGGGAUGACAGGCCUCACCAGUGCAGUGUAUGUAAAGCUGCAUUUAAAAGAUUAUCUGAUUUGAAAGUACAUAUGCAGGUUCACAGGGAUAAGAGGCCUCAUCAGUGCAGUGUAUGUAAAGCUGCAUUUAAAAGAUUAUCCGAUUUGAAACGACAUAUGCAGGUUCACAGGGAUAAGAGGCCUCAUCAGUGCAGUGUAUGUAAAGCUGCAUUUAAAAGAUCAUAUGUUUUAAAAGAGCACAUGAUGGUUCACAGGGAUAAGAGGCCUCACCAGUGCAGUGUAUGUAAAGCUGCAUUUAAAAGAUUAUCCGAUUUGAAACGACAUACGCAGGUUCACAGAAAUUAGAGGCCUCACCAGUGCAGUGUAUGUAAAGCUGCAUUUAAAAGA
Messenger RNA from Pomacea canaliculata, 2090 nucleotides. RefSeq names its product zinc finger protein 391-like. The transcript has 4 exons. Lineage: Eukaryota; Metazoa; Mollusca; Gastropoda; Architaenioglossa; Ampullariidae. The coding region runs from base 528 to 2048 and encodes 506 amino acids. The record is from RefSeq and is a predicted model, not a curated record.